AAACAACGUGGUUGUUCCUCUGUAUACGAAAGUAACCGGCGAUAUCAAAAACUUCUCGACUCUGUUGAGUUCUUGAGCCAGUCUCCGUUCGGAAUCCGCGCGGUUCGGAUUUGUGUACCCCCACGAUUCGAUUCGAAUUCAGUUUUAACCGGUAUAUAAGUGACAAGACAUUAAGAUGUAAAAGAAGAAAUUAAAAGAGGAAACUUUUCGGAUAAAAAGUGUAAUAAAUUUUUUAAAUUACUUUUAAGUUAACCGAACGAGGCCGCGGUUUCACUGAAUCAUGACAGAUUGGGUUUCUGUCUCACAAAAAGCUCGAUAAAAUCGUUAUAAUAAUAACAAUUUCUUCGGCCUGGUACGCGAGAAAUUAGCACGUUCGGAAAAUGUUGGCCACUAACGUCCUUUGCCUUAAAAAGAAGCGGAAGAAGAAGAGUUAUUACGUCGCUAAUGUUGCCCAGUAUGGAGGAAAACAAUCCGUCGAUAAAAGAUCUCCUAGGAGUACGGUGACAAUGAUGCAUAUAACGGAGGACACACCACCGGAUAUGCUCGCGGGAGCUAUGGACUUAACGGUUCACUUACCAACGGGUAGAUGCGUGAAGUUAUCCGUUGAAAGAAGUACACCUAUGAUGGAUUUGUUAGUUCAAAUAACCACGGUUCAUAAUCUCCAAUUAUCGGGACAUAUCUUGGAAGCGAUGGAUAUGACAAGAUCCGGCGGCGUUGGAGAAAGGGUUUUACCAUACAAACCAAAUACCCCAAUUGGGGCGUUGGACACUCAACACAUUAAAGUCGUACCAAAAAACAAAACGUCAUCCGGUCUUACAAAAGUUUCUUCAUUGGGUCAUCAGCCUUUCGAAAGCACGUUUAGACUAAAGGUUCACCUGCCUAGAAAUCAACUCUACGUUACUAGAGUGAGCCAAAGCGUCUACUUAGAGGAGAUAAUUAAAAAAGUUUGCGAAGAAAAAGGAUUAGAUCCAGCGAAAUACGAAUUAAGACAUCCAGGUAAUUUAGAUGAGGUUUUGGAUCCUAAUCUCACAUUAAGCGACUACCAAAUUACUGAAAUUUAUGUUGUUGGAAAAGGUAGCGGAAGAUUGGUGCAAACUUUUUCUUCUAGCGAUAUUAUGGCUUUACGAAAAGAGGAAGAAAGGAAACAAUUUCAAGCUAAAACUGGUGGAGGGGUUUUUAACCUCAUUUUUAAACGACCUAAAUCAAUUAUUCAAGAACCACCUUUAACUCAUCAACUAGAUCGAACGGAAAAUACCAAAUCCCUGCCUCCUCCAGUAACCAAAGAACCCCCACAAGAAAGGCCGAAACCUCCACAAAGAAAAAGAAGACCAGCACCAAAACCACCGAUGCCAACUCAACAGCAACCGAUUGAAGCGAAAAAUCCAACGAUUGAAACAACCCACAACCACAUUCACCCACCUUCAAAUGGAACUGGUCCUUCAAAAACUGAUAACGGCCUAAUUAUUAGUCAUUCAAGAAAUAGUAGUGAUAGUUCUGGAUAUCACGAGGCAUCAGUUCUUAGUGAAAAUUGUAAUACCUCUUUACCAAGAAGACCGAAAUCAAUUUACGAUGAAAAUGGAAAUCGUGCCAAAUUGAAUAAUAAAAGUUCUAGUAGUAAUUUGGAGAAGAUGCAAAGCCAUUCAAAAUCGAUGUCAAGUUUAGGUGUACUUGCGCGAAAAAAGAAAGCGGCGCCGCCUCCACCAAAACCGAUCCAAAAAGAAGUUGAUAAUGUAGAAACCACUAUUAGUCCGGUAGUCGCUAGUCAACCAAUAGAAACCAUUCCAGUAACAACCACACUUGGUAGAAGUGCAAGCCUUUGUACUAACGCUCCUGUACCUGCACCCAGAAAACAAAAAUCGUCAGAAUCAUCCAGUGUUAUAAUUGAUAACGAAAAUAAUCGCUCGAUUACUUUCCUAAAUCAAGAUAUCAAUCAUAAUCAAGAAUCUAGCAUAAAAGAUUCAAUUAAAAAUGACGAGAAUAAAAUAGAAUUUACAGAAAAUUGUUUAAAAUCACCAAUCGAUUUAGAAAAUCAUUCAUUAUUAACUGAAGCUAGCAACGAAAUACUAAUAAAUCAACCGGAUAUUGAUUCAGCUUCGAUGGAUUUAAACGUAGACGAACAAGACACUCAGAGUGUUGAUAUCGAACCGAAAGAUUUAAUAAAGGACGAUGAUUUAUCAAUUUAUUCUGAUCAAUCUUUAAAUUUAAAUAAAUCUCAUUCCAUGGAUAGUUUAUUAAGUGAUACAUCAUUAAACAGCGGUGUUUCAAAAAGUUCUAAACCGGAAAUCGUUGGGGUUAUCCCCAAAAAGCGUAAAUCGACUAAUUUCGAUACCUUAACCCGUUCCAGAGGUUUCCAUAUCGGGGCUUCUAUGAUUAACAUGGAAACGGAAUCGGAUCGGAUUAGUUUAGCAACAACCAGCGAAGAAAAUUGUUUAUCAGAUCAUAGAUCGGUUUCUUCCUCCAGAUUAAGCGAAGAGGACGCUUCCAACGAUUUUGAUUUGGAUAUUAAGGAAGAUAUUUUCGAGAAACCGCAAGAAAUUAAAAAACAUAAAAGUGGCGAGAAAAAACGAAAUGAACUGUUAGGAAUCCAUACGAUCGAUCGCGACGAGCAAACUAUGAAUACGAAUCGAUCCGUUUCCAGUUUGAGAAGUAUGGAUAGUAUACCUGGAUUCAUUAAAAAGUGGAAUAAUGAUUUAGAGUUGGAUAAUAUCUCGAAUAUUUCCGAUGGAAGUAUUCGAGUGAGAAAUAAACAGUGGAUUGUUGGAGAUAGUUCUGAUACAGAAUCCAUUACAACAAAUAUUACGACAAAUAACUCACCGCCAGAAAGUCCGAUUAUAACAACAAUUCAACCGCAAAUUACGCCUAAUCAAGACGAAAUUUCAUCUUUAAUAAAAGAAGAUGAAAUCGUCGUUUUGAAAAAUCAAGUUAAUCUCGAAAAUAAAAUGGAAUUGUCCGAUUUAGAUCAUAAAAAUGAGGUUGAUAGUGGGAUUUGUGAAAAUAAUCUUUCUGAUACUCCCGAAAAAGAAGAUGUUGUUGAAAAAGGUAUUGAAGAAGUUAUUGCGAAAGAAGAUGUUAUUAAAAAAGAAGAAAAUAUACCAGAAAAUUUACAAAAAGAAGAAAUACGUUGUAUACAAAAAGUGGAAAAUAUAAAUGAUAACAAAGACAAUGAAAAUAAUGAAAAAAUUAAAGAUAAUAUUGAAAAAGAAACAGAAUGGAAAUAUCAAUUACCUUCACCACCAAAAGGAUUUCGUGAUGUAAGUCCGGCGAUGAGAACAUGUAAUUACACAAGUUGUGACAGUGAAACGAUUUCGGAUUCAGUUGUAACGAGUCCGGAAUUAUUCGAAAAAUUAAAACAAAUUAACGACGUUCAAUCGAUAGCCAGCGAUAUACCGAGUGUAAUAAGCCAAGAAGAAAUCUACGAAGAAAAAGAUAUUUGCAACAAAUUAACAUUGGAAAACUUGGAAAAACGAAAAUCGUUGGUUUACAAACGCGAAUUAGCGACUAGUCUGAAAUACGCUCAAAGUGAAACGAAUAGUGAUAAAAGAUCGACGACGAAAUCCGACGUCCUCGAUGAAUUAGAAGACGUUAUUAAGAAUGAGAAACCGAAUUUUUUGAAAAAUAACGUUUCCAAACCGGUUGUUGAAAUCAAACACGAUCGGCAUUUACCCAAUUUUAAGAUAUCAACUUACGAUGGGAAAAAAGAAAAAAUUAAUAUUUUUGAAGAUGAAACUAUAAGGAGUAGUGAUAAAUUUCAUCGAGUUACCGAAAACGAUGCGGAUAAGAAUCAAAAGAAUUUAAUCAAUGAAAACGUCGUAAAUCGGUCUGAAUCAUUUUCUGGAUCAAAAUUGUCUUUAAAUCCCGUUAGAAGAUCAAAAUCGCAGGUUGGUUUUAGUAAAUACAACGAAAAACCGCAACAAAUCAACACAGAAUCCGUUUCAAGAUCAAAUAGUUUGUUAGAUGUUUCAGGAUUGCAAAGUUUAGAGGUGAUGAAAAUCAUUCAAAACAAACUCACCAAUUCAAAAGAUGCUAUUAAUACAUCUGAUCAAGAAAAAAAUCCAAGUAUUUCAGAAAAAUCCCAAAGAGAAUCACCCAUUCAAGAAUUACCUGAUAAAAAAAUAAUUGAAGAACCAAUUCAAACUAGUUCUGUGGCAACGAAGCGGCAAUAUUUCCAAGGUCCCCCUUGUAUCGAAUUGGGAUCUUGGUCACAAAGACCAAAAACUGAAGUAACGUUAAAAGAAGAUACGGAUUAUAAAUUUGGGAUGGGUUUAAAACCGACUCCUUCAUCGUCUUCGGUUUAUUUAAAUAGUACAUCGUUUAAUAAAAAACCGAUUGGGACGAGUAUUAAAAUUGGAAGUGAUAAUAAUAAUUCAGUUACCACCACCGUUAUAAAUAUAAAUAACGAUCAAAAAGAAUCGGAACGAGUUACGAAUCAAUUUAGGAACGAUAUUUUUCGAAAACCUUUUCAAAAAAAUCCUCGACCACACUCGAUAGCGAUUGAUAAUCAUAUUCCGAUUGUAAGAUCGGUUGAAUUAAAGAAACAAUUUCAAGAUUUACCACCGACUAUUAAUAAUGUAAUACACUUUGAUAAUAAUCAACCAAAAUCUUUAAGUUAUCUUAAUUUAAAUAAAGAAUCGACGCGAAAAGAACCAAUGUUAAGACCGGUAAUAAGAAAUAAUAGUUUUAAUCCUGUUGUUAAAGGAUUUCGCAUUCAAAAUUCAAAUGAUUUUUAUGGAACAUUGCCGAGCAGUAAUAAAAACACGCUAAAUAAUACAAAUACAGAGUCCAAUUCGAAUAAUAAACCGAAUAUGUUUUCGCAAACUAAUUUGAGACGUACUGAGUCAGCGAGUGGUAAACCCAUUUUUGGCAAUGUUGUGCUAAGGAAUAACUCAAAUAAUAUGAAACAUGUUAAACCAGAUCAGAGGCAUUCUUUGUCGGUAAUACCUCCUCCGCCUCCACCAGUCUUACCGACAUUAAAACCCGUUAAAAAAGCGAUGAAUAAUAACGCAGGAAUGUCACCUGUGGAUAAUAGGAAUCAACUUUUAUUGGAGAUAAGAAAUUUUGGGGGUAAAAAGGGUUUAAAAUCGAAAAAAUAAGAUUAAUUAAGAUGUUAUUAUUACCAUUUACGUAUUUACUACCAAUUUAUUUUAAUU
Molecule: messenger RNA, 5147 nt
Organism: Onthophagus taurus
Lineage: Eukaryota; Metazoa; Arthropoda; Insecta; Coleoptera; Scarabaeidae
Product: cordon-bleu protein-like 1
Biological process (GO): signal transduction
Molecular function (GO): actin monomer binding
Source: RefSeq, a predicted model, not a curated record